UUUUUGUCAGCGUUCUUAGAGCAAGGUCCACAUUUCCUGUCUCAGUUCAGUUAAUUUCUGGAAGAGACACCAAAGCUCACUCACUCUUCAGGUUCUCACUGAACCUACUGUAUCGGGACUUUCACCUCCCAGAAGUCCAUUUUUAUGAAGACUGUUGAGACAGCUUUCCAGGCUAAAGUGUCAUCAUGAUUGUUCCAUUACAAGGUGCACAGAUGCUACAAAUGCUGGAGAAAUCCUUGAAGAAGUACCUUCCUGAAUCCUUAAAGGUCUAUGGGACCAUCUAUCAUGUGAACCAUGGAAACCCAUUCAAUCUAAAAGCCCUAGUAGACAAGUGGCCUGAUUUUAACACAGUGGUUGUCCGCCCUCAAGAACAGGAAAUGAAAGAUGACCUUGAUUUCUACACUAAUACUUACCAAAUCUACUCCAAAGACCCCGAGAACUGUCAGGAGUUCCUGGGCUCCUCAGAAGUCAUUAAUUGGAAACAACAUUUGCAGAUUCAAAGUUCCCAGUCCCACCUGAAUAAAGCGAUACAAAAUCUUGCAAGCAUCCAUUCUCUCCAAGUCAAACACUCAGAAAACAUCCUCUAUGUGGUAUCAGAGACAGUUAGGAAACUGUUCCCUUCCCUGCUGGAUACAAAGAAUUUAUCACCAGGAAAUGGCAAGCCCAAGGCUAUCAAUCAAGACAUGUUUAAACUUUCAUCUUUGGAUGUUACCCAUGCUGCAUUGGUGAAUAAAUUCUGGCUUUUUGGUGGCAACGAGAGGAGUCAGAGAUUCAUCGAACGCUGCAUAAAGAACUUCCCAAGUUCCUGUGUCUUGGGGCCUGAGGGAACCCCUGCAUCUUGGACUCUAAUGGACCAAACUGGAGAGAUGCGAAUGGGAGGCACCGUGCCUCAGUACCGGGCCCAAGGUCUUGUCUCCUUUGUUAUCUAUUCACAAGACCAGAUUAUGAAGAAACGUGGCUUUCCUGUUUAUUCUCACACUGACAAAAGCAAUACUGCUAUGCAAAAAAUGAGUUACUCACUGCAGCAUCUCCCCAUGCCCUGUGCCUGGAACCAGUGGAUAUGUGCACCUAUGUGAAGCUGGACUCAAACACAAGAUGAUGUUGGGUGGGCCCGGGGAUGUAAUUGGAUGGUGAACAAAGAGUGGAGGUGACUGAAAAGAGAGAAUAAAUGGCAGCCAGCUGCAGAAGAGAGCUGCUGCCUGUGCUCUGGGGAAGCAGUGUGAAUGGCCAACAGAUCUCCAUAACUCCCUUUUGUCAGAUUGCUCCUAGACUUCCCUUAAGUUCCUGAGUUUGAAGCAGGACUAUGCUCUUCUGUACUGGACCCAUGUAAUUUAGCCCCUUCAUAUUUCUAGGAUUUAUGUAACAUGCCUUUAUCAUCUGCACAAGGCUCCAAAUGGCUCCUCCUAGAAACCAUAGUACAAAAUUUGGAAACUUCUGCUACCCUUACUAGCAAUAGGGAGAGUAUGUUUUCUGACUACUGUGCCUAUUCCCCUCUGUCUGUCUAUUGCCUUUCCUUCAGUGAUCAGCAAGUGAAUUCUCCUUAUAAUGUCUUAAGGAAGUAGCUGCCCCUCUGUUGGGUGCUUCAUAGAUAUGUUAAAUACAUCAUUAUACAUGGAUCAUAUACUUUAUCAGAUUAAACACAAUAUAUAUAAAACAUCAAAAGAA
Molecule: messenger RNA, 1665 nt
Organism: Rattus rattus (black rat)
Lineage: Eukaryota; Metazoa; Chordata; Mammalia; Rodentia; Muridae
Product: glycine N-acyltransferase
Exons: 6
Coding region: 186-1076 (296 amino acids)
Biological process (GO): glycine metabolic process
Cellular component (GO): mitochondrion
Molecular function (GO): glycine N-benzoyltransferase activity; glycine N-acyltransferase activity
Source: RefSeq, a predicted model, not a curated record